Clunio marinus is the source of this 210-nucleotide messenger RNA. The record is from the annotation of a GenBank genome assembly. Lineage: Eukaryota; Metazoa; Arthropoda; Insecta; Diptera; Chironomidae.
AUGAAGUGGGAAAAAACAAUAACACUUAUGUCAAGUUUGAAAUGGUUUAUUAUUUCAGUCAACUUCUACAUUGUUUUAGUAUCAGUUGCCAUAAAUAGUCAUAAAUUAUUAGUUAAAUUUUGUUCUUUGGUAUCAGUAGAAUACGGGUUUGACAGUCUUGAGCUUUUAAAUAGUUUUGCUUUCAAUGCUGAAAGUUGUAAUCGUGCUUAA